CACAAACUACAAUCAUGGCGGACGAAGAUGAUAUAGAUAAUUUUGAUGAUGAUCUGGAUGAUGUAGUUGAUGACGAUGAGGCUGGUCUUGAUGAUCUUGACAACCCAGAUGAUGAAGAUGAACAGCUUGAUAUACUGCCUGCACAGGGGGAUGCCCCACAAGAAGCCCAACGAAAGAUUACAACACCAUACAUGACUAAAUAUGAACGGGCCAGAGUGCUAGGGACAAGGGCGCUACAAAUUGCCAUGGGAGCUCCUGUAAUGGUGGAGCUAGAAGGUGAAACAGAUCCACUAGAAAUUGCCAGAAAAGAACUAAAAGUUCGCAAGAUUCCAAUAAUUAUUCGUCGAUAUAUGCCGGAUGGAAGUCACGAGGAUUGGGGAAUUGAUGAACUCAUAAUUGACGUGUAUUGAUGAUAAAGAAGAUUCAAUAAACUGAUUUGGGCCCAGAUAAGAUGACAUCAUCUUCAUCCAGUUACUUUCACAUGUCAUUUAAAUUCCCAGGAUUUUGACCAUUUCUUGAUUUUAGGCAUCAGUAAAGACAGAAUUUCACAAUUUUGAAAUUCACCAACAUUAUCCUGUGAAAUCAAAGUAAUAUACAGUAUUAUGAUAACUCCAGACUGUAUCCAUAGAAACCAUUAUAUAAUCAUAUAUCUCCCUUUUACAGCCACUAUCUACUUUUGUUUCCUUGCAUAAAAGAUAUUCAUCACAAUUUGAAACUUUUAUUUCAAAAUUAUAGACGUCGCCAUAUUUGAUAUGAUUUAUCGAAAAUUGCGAGUGCAAUUAAAGAAAGCAACAGAAAAUUUGAAAAAAAUUGCCCUGAUAUUUUGGCUGGAAAAAAAGGUGUUGACUGUACAGUAUUGAAUGAUUAUGGGCAAUUUUAUUGUUGUGUAUUUUAUGAAUAUCAUUGUUUUUAUGAAUAAAUGAGUUUUCUUUAAA
Messenger RNA from Saccoglossus kowalevskii, 935 nucleotides. Its product is annotated as DNA-directed RNA polymerases I, II, and III subunit RPABC2-like. The record is from RefSeq and is a predicted model, not a curated record. Gene Ontology annotation, cellular component: RNA polymerase II, core complex; RNA polymerase I complex; RNA polymerase III complex. Gene Ontology annotation, biological process: tRNA transcription by RNA polymerase III; transcription by RNA polymerase I; transcription by RNA polymerase II. Lineage: Eukaryota; Metazoa; Hemichordata; Enteropneusta; Harrimaniidae. Gene Ontology annotation, molecular function: DNA binding.